AUGAGCCACCAACGUCAACCACAUUAUCAUUCUUCUGCGAGACAAAACAAUUAUCCUGCUCAAAGGGGACCACCUCCGUACAGCCAUGGCACAUCGCUUCCUCCACCGAGUGUUAGUGGGAAUCCCCAGGGCAAUGCAGGAUUUUCUUUGCCUAAUUUCAAUAUUCCUCCACCGAACUUCGUUAAUGCGGGAAGAAACCCACCACCACCAGCUCCAUACUAUCGCGAUAGAGCAGGGAACAGUACAGGUUCCGGUCAGUACCACCAAUCAAUAAAUAACCCACCAUAUAAACACCAUGGAUACUCGGGAGGUGGCUCAAACUAUUCGUCCGGGAGACGCUACGGAGAAUCACCUCAUGCAAGUUCUGGUAGCGCCGGAAACAGUGGGUAUGUUCAUCCUUCGUCAUCUCACAGGCCCUCCUCCUCGUAUGCUCGACAAUCUGCUUCGAAGCACCAUUCCAUGGGCAGCGGAAGGUCACACUCAGUCCCCGCAAAUGUCGAUCGCUCUAGUCGAUCCAGACUAGAUCGUUCAUCGUCGUGCAGACGAGAGUCGGAAGAUCACGGUUCUUCUUCCGGGGAACGGAGGAGUACUCGUCAUUCUCGGUUCAAAGUGGACACUGAACGUGCGGAAAUCCUGUCCAAAUGGUGCCGUAACUAUUGUGAAACAUCCGAGGACAUUGCCCGCAAGCUCGUCGAGAUGGCGAACGAUGAAGAUCGUACGCUCUGGGUACGCUCAUCGCCGGCGGAACUAUACUACAAACGCGUCUCGGAUCGGGUCGUCCAAUCGACGGGACGCCUGGAUGCCCUUUGCACCCUGUUCGACGAGGAGCUCAUACGGCGGGCCGAACGGAUCCGUGCCACGCAACCGCCGUACAAUCCGCCGCCGCGUAAACGUAAGAUGAAAAUGUGCCGCCACAAGCACGACAAAUGUUCGUCCUCAUCCGAGUCUUCCGACGAUGAGAUUGAGUUCGAGGAUGAGUGUAGCAUGGAGGAGUUGACGGCAAAGAUAAAGCAUCCACUACGCCUGCACGUGGACCUCUGGUACAACGAUCCGGGUGAAAUGAACGAUGGCCCACUGUGUCGCUGUUCGGCGCGGUCCAGGCGGACGGGUAUACGGCAUGGAAAGUACCCGGGCGAAGAGGGAUUCCCUAAAUGUGCACCCAACUCAAACAACGCGGACAAGUUGCACCAUUAUCGCAUCACUAUUUCUCCCCCGACGAAUUUUCUUACGAAAACGCCCACCAUCAUCAAGCACGAUCAGCACGAGUUCCUGUUCGAAGGAUUCUCUCUGUUGGCACACGAACCGAUCGAUGAGUUGCCAACAUGCAAGGUGAUUCGCUUCAACAUCGAGUACACCAUCCUCUACAUUGAGGAGAAAAUGCCGGAAAACUUCACCAUCCGCGAGCUGGACCUGUUCGAUCGUUAUCUCUUCCGGGAGCUGCUCGAACUGGUUGACUUUACCGUGCAACCGUCCGGCUCGACGGAGGACAACUCCUGCCCGUGCUAUCACUUCUUGCCUCGCUUCGUCCGUGAUUUGCCGGACAAUGGCAAGGAGGUGCUUGCGAUGAGCGAAGUGUUGCGCUACCUGCUGGACAAUUCGGGCCCGUUGGUGCCGCCCGAUAUGCUCAAGGAAAUGAUGGACAUGAGCCAGAACGAGUGGCAGGACUACGUGGACUACGUGAAGGGCAUGGUGGUGACGAAUCCGGGCAUGAAACCGUGCUCGGUCAGGGUGGACCAGCUCGAUCGGAACGUAGGUGACGUACCGGAAGCGACGGCAGUGGACGAAAACGGCCUGAUGCACCCGGUGAUCGUCCAUUUCGGCAUCAGGCCACCGCAGCUGAGCUACGCCGGCAAUCCCGAGUACCAAAAGGCCUGGAGGGAGUACAUCAAGUUUCGCCACCUGGUUGCCAACAUGUCCAAGCCAUCGUUCGAGGACAAGCGCAAGCUGGAGGCGAAGGAAAAUCGUCUGCUAGAAAUGCGCAUGCAGGGACGCAUGAAGCGCAACAUUACGAUCGCGGUCAGUGCGAAGGCGUUCCACCGGACGGGCAUAAUGUGCGAUAUGGUGCAGCACGCGAUGCUGAUUCCAGUUCUCACCGGCCAUCUGCGCUUUCACCGAGCGCUGAACGUGCUCGAGAAGUACAUCGGGUACACGUUCACCAACCGUUACACGCUCCAGCUGGCCCUCACACACCCAUCGUACAAGGAAAACUUUGGCACGAAUCCCGACCACGCACGGAACAGCCUGACAAAUUGUGGCAUCCGACAACCCGAGUACGGCGAUCGGAAGAUACACUACAUGAACACCCGUAAGCGAGGCAUCAACACGCUUAUCAGCAUAAUGUCGCGGUUCGGGAAGGAGAAUGAAACGGACAGUAAUAUUACACACAACGAGCGGCUAGAGUUUCUUGGUGAUGCCGUGGUGGAGUUUAUCACCUCCAUCCAUCUGUUCCAUAUGUUUCCGGACCUGGAGGAGGGUGGUCUCGCGACGUACCGAGCCGCGAUCGUACAGAACCAACAUUUGGCCGUGCUGGCAAAGAAGCUUCACCUGGAGGAAUUUAUGUUGUACGCACACGGUUCGGAUCUUUGCCACGAGCUAGAGCUACGGCAUGCGCUAGCGAACUGUUUCGAAGCCCUUAUGGGGGCGCUCCUGCUCGAUGGUGGAAUCGAGGUGGCCGACCGGGUGUUUGCGUACGCCCUCUUCCAGGAGGACGAAUCGUUGCGCGACAUCUGGGUGAACUACCCGCGCCAUCCGUUGCAGGAACAGGAACCGUUUGGCGAUCGGCAUCACAUCGAGUCCUUCGAGAUGCUCAAAACGUUGACACGCUUCGAGGAAUCGAUCGGGGUUAGCUUCAACCACAUCCGGCUGCUGGCGAGAGCGUUCACCGAUCGUUCGAUUGGAUUCACAAAUCUUACGCUCGGGUCCAACCAGCGGCUCGAGUUCCUGGGCGACACGGUGUUGCAGUUGAUCUGCUCGGAGUACCUGUACCGGCACUUUCCGGAGCACCACGAGGGCCAUCUGUCGCUGCUGCGCAGCUCGCUGGUAAACAAUCGCACCCAGGCGGUCGUUUGUGACGAUCUCGGCAUGACGCAGUACGCGGUCUACUCGAACCCGAAGGCGGACCUGAAAACCAAGGAUCGGGCCGAUUUGCUGGAGGCCUUUCUCGGUGCGCUCUACGUCGACAAGAAGCUGGAGUACUGCGAAACGUUCUGCCACGUGUGUCUGUUUCCGCGGCUGCAAGACUUCAUCAUGAACCAGGACUGGAACGAUCCGAAGUCGAAGCUGCAGCAGUGCUGCCUAACGCUGCGCACAAUGGAUGGCGGCGAACCGGACAUACCGGUAUACAAGGUGAUCGAGUGUACCGGGCCAACCAAUACGCGCGUCUACUCGGUCGCGGUGUACUUCCGCGGGAAGCGGCUCGCUUGUGCCGACGGGCAUAGCAUCCAGCAGGCGGAAAUGAAUGCGGCAAAGCAGGCGCUGGAAAACUCCAAGGAUCUGUUUCCGCAGCUCGAUCACCAGAAGCGCGUGAUUGCGCAAAGUUUGAAGCGGCAGAAGGUUCCCCGAUCGGCAGCGGGGCUUCGCAUGGGCGCAUCAUCUACAGGAGGGGGAGCGGGUGAUGGAAUGGAACCGAUGGAAGAUGAUGACGAUGAGCAACAGGGAGAUAGAAAGCUUGACUCACCCAGCAACGGCAACCGACAAGAUGAGGAGCAUCGUUCCGAUCCGGCAGAGGAGGCUGCGAAAAGGCAACGCGAACGUAAGAACGCUUCGGUGUUUCUGCCCGAGUCGGCCCGCCUGCCAAAGCAGUAUCAAAUGAAUCGCAGCUCGAGAUCCAGCAAGAGCAGCGUCGGAAGCGGUUCCAGUAGCGACGCUUCGCAUUCCAGCGAUGAGGGUAGUGUUUCUCUGCGUAAAAGAAAACGUAAUCGACACGGUUCGUUCGGCAGUAGUAUCAAUAGUGAAGAAGAGGACGUAAAACUUGAUAAACCCACUGAUAAUACUUCUCUUGAGGAUAUUAAACCGAGUCCGCUCAAGGAACGUAAGAGUCCAACGGAACAACUCGAACCCCCCACUGCAGACCGAAAGGUAGAAACGGGACCAACCGGGUUCGAAUACAGUUCCUUAUCCGAGGAUGACGACCUUGGGCUGGAAGAUAUUUCCGAUUCAGACGAGCACUUCGGAAAAUCAUGUUCACCGGACGCGAUCGACACGCACGAUAUUAAACAGGAAGAAUUGGAGGACAGCCUAGAGAACGCGUCCGUUGAUCAGACGGUUUCCGUUGAUGUUGAGGCUCCAGUAGAGGCACAAACAGACAAACAUGCUGCAAAUGAAGAGAUUAAAGUAAACACCGUCAAGCUGGAGGAAGCGGACGAUGUGUCGUCGGAAUCCGUCUCAAUUAAAUUGGAAGGUGUCGAUGACAUAUCAUCCGAUUUGGAGGCAGGCGAGAUCGAUUAAACUAUCAAACAAUUCCUACACAUUUACUCAAUUUAGUGUUUAUCGCUAUUACGUAAAAUACUCUAUGCUUAAA
Messenger RNA from Anopheles coustani, 4519 nucleotides. RefSeq names its product ribonuclease 3 (gene drosha). Gene Ontology annotation, cellular component: nucleus. Bases 1 to 4446 code for a protein of 1481 amino acids. The record is from RefSeq and is a predicted model, not a curated record. The transcript has 3 exons. Gene Ontology annotation, biological process: regulation of gene expression; pre-miRNA processing; rRNA processing. Gene Ontology annotation, molecular function: ribonuclease III activity; double-stranded RNA binding. Lineage: Eukaryota; Metazoa; Arthropoda; Insecta; Diptera; Culicidae.